This is a messenger RNA of Cucumis melo (muskmelon), 2557 nucleotides long. RefSeq lists its product as uncharacterized. NCBI's taxonomy places the organism in Eukaryota, Viridiplantae, Streptophyta, Magnoliopsida, Cucurbitales, Cucurbitaceae. Bases 768 to 2276 code for a protein of 502 amino acids. The record is from RefSeq and is a predicted model, not a curated record. The transcript has a single exon.
GAAAAAAAGAGGGCAGAGAAAAAGGAAAAAUGAAAAUACGCGCCGUCACCGCUAGCAGACGCCGUCAAUGCUUUAACCUACUCCAUCAAUAACUCCGUCGAAAUUAAGCGGCCUGAUUAACGGACACCGUUAUCGUUGUUCUCCUCAAACUCUUUGUCACUUCUCUCCUCGGCUCCGGUGGGCUUUGGAUUGGAUUUGGGGAAGGAGAUGAGGGUUGUUUGUUCUUGCGCUGUGUAAAAGGAGGCUCUAAUUUUGAGAAUCUGAAAACCCAUCUUCAAAUUGAAAUCUCUUUUCACUUCCCUACUUUCUCUAAUUCCAUACGUAAUUGUAAGUUCUUUCCGUUUCUUGUUCUAUAUUUAUUGGAAUUAAUUGGUUCAUACAAAUCUUGGAUAGGUUCUCUUUUCGUUUUGUUGCUGGGAUUCUUCUGUUUGCAAGUUUGUUGUUCAUCCCCAUCUGGGGUUAUUUUUUUUCCCCCUUUCCUUUUUGGCUGUUGUUCAUCUUUAGUUGGGUUUCUGUUUUGGGAAUUUUUCCCCCCAAUCGAGGGUCAAAGGAGAUUUUCAAUUUCUGUUGUUGAAGUGGACCAUGAUUCUGAAUGUUGGAAGUGAAAAGUGUUCGUUGUAGUUGGUUUUGAUUUUAUCUGAGAAACUGGAUUUGUAUGGAUGUGCUAUGAUUUGAUACUGUUAAAUUCAGAGGAGGCUGGAGAUAGUUUCUUCUUAUUGUAACUGUGGGUAACCAAGGAUUCUUUCUGGGUUAAGGGCUGAGAGGGCAUGGGAGAAGAUUUGCUAACAAGUUUAACCAUGGAAAAUCACCACCCAUCUACCCUUUUGUCAAUGGAUUCAAGUUCUAUGUCUCAUGAAGAACUCGAGCGAGAGAUGAAUCGAUCUAUUGUUCUUUCCCGACCGCCCGAUAUCAAUCUUCCUCUUUCAGCCGAGCGUAGUCCUCCUCCUCAACCCUGGAAUUCAGACACUUUCGAUAUGUUGGAUGUUAGUUUGGGAACCCAAAUUAAUGAAACCGAUGCUCUUCUUAAUCUCCCCAAGGCUGGACGAAAGUUUUCCAAGAGACUAGACAGUGUUUGGGGUGCUUGGUUUUUCUUUAGUUAUUAUUUUAAGCCUGUGUUGAAUGAGAAAUCGAAGUGCAAAAUCAUUCGUGACAGUAAUGGGGUUUCUGGAUUUGAUAAAUCAGAUCUAGAGCUUGAGGUGUUCUUGGUUCAACACGAUAUGGAGAAUAUGUAUAUGUGGGUUUUUAAGGAAAGGCCAGAGAAUGCAUUGGGAAAAAUGCAGCUCAGGAGUUAUAUGAAUGGACACUCUCGUCAGGGUGAACGUCCUUUCCCUUACAGCGUUGACAGGGGAUUUGUUCGGUCUCACAGGAUGCAACGAAAGCAUUACAGGGGCUUAUCAAAUCCCCAAUGUGUCCACGGGAUAGAGUUUGUUUCAUUGCCGAAUCUUAAAGGUCUUGACGAGGAGGAGCAGAAAAGAUGGAUAGAACUUACAGGGAGGGAUCUUAACUUCUCUAUCCCACCCGAAGCAAGUGAGUUUUCUUCAUGGAGGAACCUUCCCAGCACAGAAUUUGAGCUGGAAAGACCACUUCCUCCCUUGAAGACCAGCUCCCAUCCUCCACCGAGAAAAUUGUUAAAUGGAGCUAGUCUUAACCUGUCAACCCGACCAAUGAACCAUGUAAAUGGUGGAGGAAUGGAUCUGUCGCCAAAAGGCAAAAAGCGGAAGAAGGAUGCAUUUCUACAUGGUAGUGAUGAAGACUAUUGUUUGCUCAUUAACCAACAUAAUGAGAGAGUUCAAGAUACAGAAAUUCAUCCAAUUGAGCCUCUAUGGUUAAACGAUUUCAGUGGGGUAAUGAGGAACAUUUAUGGUCCGGUUACAGCUGCAAAAACUAUCUACGAGGACGAGCAAGGAUAUUUGAUAAUUGUCAGCUUGCCUUUGGCUGAUCUAGAAAGGGUUAAAGUAACUUGGUGGAACAACCUCACUCAUGGGGUUGUAAAGAUAACAUCGGUGAGCACUGGCUGUAUGCCCUUUGUGAAAAGAAACGACAGAACAUUCAAGCUCACAGAUCCAUCGCCCGAGCACUGCCCUCCUGGAGAGUUCAUAAGAGAGAUUCCAUUGCCAACCAGGAUCCCAGACGAUGCAAAGCUAGAAGCUUAUGGAGACGAGACGGGCACUGGUCUAGAGAUCAUGGUGCCUAAACAUCGCGUUGGUCUAGAAGAACAUGAAGUUCGUGUUUGCCUUCGCCCUCAUCUUGGAGCAAAUGAGCUCGUGUUAUCUUGAAGGAGACGCUGAUUGGAGUGAUGAUAUAAAUUAUAUUGUUCAUUGCCAUUUUCCAGUUCUGUUGCCAAAAAAAAAAAAAAAAAAAAACAGAUGAAUUUUAUGAAAUUAAAAGGGAAAAUAUGUUUUAAUCCAUUUUUCCUUUGAUCUUAAAUACCAUCUGAUUCCAAAGUUACCUGAUUGGAACAUUAUGGGUUCUUUCACAAUAGAAAAAUAGUUGGCUGCUGAUAUAUGUUUGUGUUCUUCAUGUUGAAUAGAUAAUAACAUCAAUCUUUUAACUGCAA